AUGAGAAACAAUCAGUUGAAUUUUACCCAUAGAAGUGAACAAACGUAAAUCAAAUCAAUCACAAUUUACUUAAGAAAUGGCUUCGUUGGUGCUACUAGCCGUUUGUUUUGGAAUGAUUGUGUACAAAGCGUACAAAUAUAUGUUCUUUAAGCCGCCGAAUUUUCCACCAGGUCCACCGCGUAUACCAUUCUUUGGGGCAUAUUUAUUCCUCCUAUUGAUCAACUACCAUGACAUCCAACAUUCAAUCGAUUGGCUUUGCAAAUACUACAAGACAAAUGUUCUUGGUCUAUAUCUCGGUACGUUUGCUGUAGCUAUUGCAAAUGAUGCCGCUAGUAUAAAAGAAACUAUGUUCAAUACGAAAAUGGAUGGCCGACCGAACAUACUAUUAGGACAGAUACGACAUCCGGACAAUGUUAACAAAGGUGUUUUCUUCACGCAAGGUUUAUUCUGGAGAGACGAGAGACGAUUCACGUUAAGACAUUUAAGAGACUUUGGUUUCGGACGUCGAUUCACAGAACUUGAAUUGGAUUUAGAAGACGAGUUGAGGCAAUUGGUUGAAAUGAUUAAGUAUGGUCCGAAAUAUCCACAUGAAGAAGAGCUCUUUCACGAUGGCAUGGCAUCAUGUCCCAAUAUUUUCAAUGCGUUGGCUGCCAAUUCAUUUCUGAAAGUUAUGUGCAAUGAACGGAUUCCCAGGGAUAAACAGGGCAUCUUGUUGCGAGCAGCUAAGGAUACAUACAAGUUUGCGAAGCUUGGUCAGAGCUACGGUCGAAUGAUGAGCAUAUUACCAUGGGUUGUAAACGUAUUUCCAAACCUAUCUGGUUAUAAUGAAAUAAGGCCGGCUGUCAAUGGUCAAUAUGAGUUCAUGAAAAUGUUCGUUGACGAACAGUAUAAAACGUAUGAUGAGAAUCACGAGCGUCAUUUCUUAGACGUGUAUUUCAAGGAAAUGAAAGCAGCAGAACGAAACAAACACUUUCGAAAUGCAGAAUUUAGCUACGAUCAGCUCAUCAUGACGUGCGUAGAUUUCUUUAUGGCUGCGAGUGUUGCAAUACCCCUUGCUGUUGCAUACUUGGUCCGCCUGCUCAUUUUGAAUCCUCAUAUGAAGCAAAGAGUUCAAGGCGAAAUUGAUAGAGUAGUUGGACAAUCAAGGCUACCUAACUUGAGUGAUAGAACGGAAUUGCCUUACACUGAAGCAUGUAUUAGGGAAUCGCUUCGAUACAACACUCUUAUUCCGAAUGGUAUUCCCCGUGUCGCUUUGGAAUCAACUACGUUGUCUGAUUACGACAUUCCAGCUAAUUGUGUCAUAGGUAUUGGAUUGAGAUCGGCACAUUUGGAUUCGAAUGAAUGGGACAAUUCUAACAAAUUUCAACCGGAACGAUUUUUAAACAAUGAAGGAAAAUUGGAUUUAAAGAAAGACCUGUCUAUACCGUUCGGUGCUGGGAAACGAUUGUGUGCCGGUGAGACUCAUGCCAGAAAUUUAAUGUUUCUAUUAACGACUACGAUUCUACAAAACUUUGACAUUUCUGUGCCUGUUGAGUCGAAUUUACCUCGAGACGGUGACUUUAUUACGGGAAUUGCGUCUAUCGUUCCAGACUUCUUCGUAAAAUUCGAAGCAAGAUAAAGUUUUGAAUAACAGGCUGGUCAUCUGCUCUAGACAGUGACCACAAAUACUCUGGUUAAGGUUUUACUCACAUAGCAACAUGUAUAUUAAAAUGAAGUACAAGAUUCAGUACCAUAAACAUU
This is a messenger RNA of Bradysia coprophila, 1740 nucleotides long. RefSeq names its product putative cytochrome P450 304a1. Gene Ontology annotation, cellular component: intracellular membrane-bounded organelle; cytoplasm. The record is from RefSeq and is a predicted model, not a curated record. Gene Ontology annotation, molecular function: steroid hydroxylase activity; oxidoreductase activity, acting on paired donors, with incorporation or reduction of molecular oxygen, reduced flavin or flavoprotein as one donor, and incorporation of one atom of oxygen; heme binding. Gene Ontology annotation, biological process: xenobiotic metabolic process. NCBI's taxonomy places the organism in Eukaryota, Metazoa, Arthropoda, Insecta, Diptera, Sciaridae.